ACUAAUAACAACGCAGCCCUUUCUUGAAUUCUUCUCUUCGUGAAAGAAUCCAUCCAUCUCUCCUCUCUCUCUCAUACAGACAUUUCUCUGCUUUGUAAAUUUCACCACAUCAUUUUUCUUCAAUUCCAAAGCUAGUUCAAGUUCCAACACAGCAUAAACUCUUGCUAAUUCUCCGAUCCUUUGAUUUUCUCCGAUUGUUUGCGUAGUGAGAGAAUUGAAGGUGCGGAAAAAGGAUAAAGCCGGGGAAUGGGACAAGCGUUUCGCAAACUCUUCGAUACUUUCUUCGGAAACUCGGAGAUGCGGGUUGUGAUGCUUGGGCUGGAUGCUGCUGGCAAGACCACUAUACUGUAUAAGCUUCACAUUGGAGAGGUUUUAUCAACUGUUCCUACCAUUGGUUUCAAUGUAGAGAAAGUUCAAUAUAAAAAUGUGAUCUUUACAGUGUGGGAUGUUGGUGGCCAAGAGAAGUUAAGACCUUUAUGGAGACAUUACUUCAAUAAUACUGAUGGGCUGAUCUAUGUUGUUGACUCUCUGGAUCGAGAGAGAAUUGGGAGGGCAAAGGAGGAGUUUCAGGCCAUUAUCAAAGACCCGUUCAUGCUUAAUGCUGUUAUACUGGUCUUUGCGAACAAACAAGACAUGAGAGGCGCAAUGACCCCUAUGGAAGUUUGCGAAGGGCUGGGCCUUUACGAUCUCAAGAAUCGAAAAUGGCACAUACAAGGGACGUGCGCCCUCAAAGGGGACGGGUUGUAUGAAGGUUUGGACUGGUUAUCAAGCACUUUGAAGGACCACAAGGCUGCUGGAUUUUCUUCGGUGGCCUCUUCAUCGUUCUAACGAGGUCGAGUCUUGUUUGCCCCACUCAACUCUCUGGAAACUGGUAAAGCUUGUUUCCAGAGUUCCAUAUACUCUGUUUUGUAGGUUGAUCAAAUCUGUAUAUUGCAAAAGUGAUACUGCCCCCCUUUCCCCCUUUGAAUUUUUUUGCAGUGUAUUACUAACCAAGGCCUCAAUAACACUUGGAUUAUGAUUUGUAUGAUGAAUGAAAACACAGUUGUGUUAA
Messenger RNA from Salvia hispanica, 1051 nucleotides. RefSeq lists its product as uncharacterized. The record is from RefSeq and is a predicted model, not a curated record. NCBI's taxonomy places the organism in Eukaryota, Viridiplantae, Streptophyta, Magnoliopsida, Lamiales, Lamiaceae. Gene Ontology annotation, molecular function: GTPase activity; GTP binding.